AAUCCCCUCACACAGCCGUCCGUGUUCCCCUGUCUCCACGCUCCUCCGUUCCCCCCUGUGAUCGUGUCUCCGCCAUCCUCCUCUGCCCCGGUUGAGGCCCCCCCGGUCCUCCCUGAGAGAAGCUCCUCCCCCGCCACUUGCUCCGGUCCUCUUCACCUCAGAAGCAGGAGACGGCCGCCAUUUUGUCGGCUGGCGGGAGAGUGAUCGGCGCCUGUGCACCCCCGGGAGAGCGGCCCGUGUACACCGAGUGGCCCGGAGCAGCAGAGCAGGGGCCCCCGGCCGCCCGCAGACAUGUACAUCAAGCAGGUGAUCAUCCAGGGCUUCCGAAGCUACAGAGAUCAGACCAUUGUGGAUCCUUUUAGUUCUAAGCACAAUGUGAUUGUGGGAAGAAAUGGAUCUGGCAAAAGUAAUUUUUUCUAUGCCAUUCAGUUUGUACUUAGUGAUGAGUUCAGUCACUUGCGCCCAGAGCAGCGUCUGGCUCUGCUGCAUGAAGGAACAGGCCCUCGGGUCAUUUCGGCUUUUGUGGAAAUCAUAUUUGACAACUCCGACAACCGUCUGCCGAUUGACAAGGAGGAGGUUUCCCUUCGAAGAGUUAUUGGGGCCAAAAAGGAUCAGUAUUUCUUGGACAAGAAAAUGGUGACUAAGAACGAUGUUAUGAAUCUAUUGGAAAGUGCUGGUUUUUCUCGAAGUAAUCCAUACUACAUUGUAAAACAGGGAAAGAUUAACCAAAUGGCAACAGCCCCAGAUUCUCAAAGGUUGAAACUGCUCCGUGAAGUUGCCGGGACCAGGGUAUAUGAUGAGCGGAAAGAAGAGAGUAUCUCGCUAAUGAAGGAAACUGAGGGUAAACGGGAGAAGAUUAAUGAACUGCUGAAAUACAUUGAGGAAAGGCUGCACACUCUAGAGGAAGAGAAAGAAGAACUGGCACAGUACCAAAAGUGGGAUAAGAUGAGGAGAGCCCUGGAGUACACCAUCUACAACCAGGAGCUGAAUGAGACCCGGGCUAAGCUUGAUGAGCUUUCGUCAAAAAGAGAGACAAGUGGUGAAAAAUCAAGGCAGCUGAGAGAUGCACAACAGGAUGCCCGGGAUAAAAUGGAGGAUAUUGAACGUCACGUACGAGAGAUGAAGUCAAAGAUCUCUGCAAUGAAAGAAGAGAAGGAGCAGCUAAGUUCUGAACGACAAGAGCAGAUAAAGCAAAGGACCAAACUGGAGUUGAAAGCUAAGGAUCUGCAGGAUGAACUGGCUGGGAACAGUGAACAGCGGAAACGUCUUUUGAAAGAAAGACAGAAAUUACUGGAAAAGAUUGAGGAAAAGCAGAAAGAGCUGGCAGAGACAGAGCCUAAGUUCUCUAGUGUUAAACAGAAGGAGGAAAAUGGCAUUGCAAGAUUAGCACAAGCCACCCAGGAAAGAACAGAUCUGUAUGCCAAGCAAGGCCGUGGCAGUCAGUUUACAUCAAAAGAAGAACGAGACAAGUGGAUUAAGAAGGAACUGAAGUCCUUAGACCAAGCCAUAAAUGACAAGAAACGGCAGAUAGCUGCGAUACACAAAGAUCUUGAAGACACUGAGGCAAAUAAGGAGAAAAAUCUUGAGCAAUACACUAAAUUGGAUCAAGAUCUAAGUGAAGUAAAAGCUCGAGUUGAAGAACUGGACAAGAAGUACUAUGAAGUGAAAAACAAGAAAGACGAGUUACAGAGUGAGAGAAAUUACUUAUGGCGAGAAGAGAAUGCUGAGCAGCAGGCACUUGCCGCUAAGCGAGAGGAUCUAGAAAAGAAACAGCAACUUCUUCGAGCUGCAACAGGAAAGGCUAUAUUGAAUGGCAUUGACAGCAUUAAUAAGGUCCUAGAGCACUUCAGAAGAAAAGGCAUCAACCAACAUGUCAUUAAUGGCUAUCACGGGAUUGUCAUGAACAAUUUUGACUGUGAACCGGCUUUCUACACUUGUGUCGAGGUCACUGCUGGCAACAGGCUGUUCUAUCAUAUUGUGGAAUCAGAUGAGGUCAGCACCAAGAUCUUGAUGGAGUUUAACAAGAUGAACCUUCCUGGAGAAGUGACGUUCCUUCCUCUCAACAAGCUGGAUGUGAGAGAUACAGCGUACCCAGAGACAAAUGAUGCUAUUCCAAUGAUUAGCAAGUUACGGUACAAUCAUCGGUUUGAUAAAGCUUUCAAGCAUGUUUUUGGAAAGACUCUUAUAUGUCGCAGUAUGGAGGUAUCCACACAGCUGGCCAGGGCAUUUACAAUGGAUUGUAUCACCCUUGAAGGGGAUCAGGUCAGCCAUCGGGGUGCACUGACUGGUGGUUACUACGAUACAAGGAAAUCUAGGUUGGAACUGCAGAAAGACGUGCGCAAGGUAGAAGAUGAGCUCCAUGCUUUGGAGGCUAAACUGAAUGAGAACUUGAGGAGGAACAUAGAGAGGAUUAAUAAUGAAAUCGACCAGCUGAUGAAUCAGAUGCAGCAGAUCGAAACACAACAGAGAAAAUUUAAAGCUUCCAGGGACAGUAUCUUGUCAGAGAUGAAGAUGCUGAAGGAGAAACGACUUCAGUCAGAGAAGACAUUCAUGCCAAAGCAACGUAGUUUACAAAGCUUGGAGGCCAGUUUACAUGCAAUGGAGUCAACCCGGGAGUCGCUAAAAGCCGAGCUGGGAACAGACUUAUUAUCUCAGCUCAGUCUGGAUGAUCAGAAAAGGGUGGACGCUCUGAAUGAUGAGAUCCGAAGUCUGCAGCAAGAAAACCGACAACUUUUGAACGAGAGAAUCAAACUGGAAGGAACAAUCACCCGUGUGGAGACCUACCUGAAUGAGAAUCUGCGGAAGAGAUUGGACCAAGUGGAGCAGGAACUGAAUGAGUUGAGGGAAACCGAAGGAGGGACCGUUCUUACAGCAACUACUUCAGAACUGGAGGCCAUCAACAAACGGGUGAAGGAAACAUUGGCUCGGUCAGAUGGUCUUGAUGUUACCAUUGAUAAAACCGAAGCUGAGAUAAAAGACCUUGUAAAGAGUAUGGAUCGGUGGAAAAAUAUGGAGAAGGAGCAUAUGGAUGCCAUUAACCAUGACACAAAAGAACUUGAGAAAAUGACCAACAGGCAAGGAAUGCUUUUAAAGAAAAAAGAGGAAUGUAUGAAGAAGAUACGAGAGCUGGGCUCCCUUCCUCAAGAGGCCUUUGAAAAGUAUCAAACCCUAAGUUUAAAACAGUUAUUCCGUAAAUUAGAGCAGUGUAACACUGAGCUGAAGAAGUACAGUCACGUGAACAAGAAAGCUCUGGACCAGUUUGUAAACUUCUCAGAACAGAAAGAGAAGCUUAUCAAGCGUCAGGAAGAGCUUGAACGUGGCUACAAAUCCAUCAUGGAGCUGAUGAAUGUUCUGGAACUUCGCAAAUAUGAAGCCAUCCAGCUGACGUUCAAGCAGGUGUCAAAGAACUUCAGUGAAGUGUUCACAAAGCUAGUGCCAAGUGGUAAGGCCACACUGGUGAUGAAGAAAGGAGACGUGGAAGGAGGCCAGUCUCAAGAUGAAGGGGAGGGCAGUGCGGAGAGUGAGAAGGGUUCCAGCUCCCAGAGCAGCGUCCCUUCUGUCGACCAAUUCACUGGCGUCGGGAUUCGGGUCUCGUUCACAGGGAAGCAAGCGGAGAUGAGAGAGAUGCAGCAGCUUUCUGGUGGUCAGAAGUCUUUGGUGGCGUUGGCUUUGAUUUUUGCUAUCCAGAAAUGUGAUCCUGCUCCCUUUUACCUUUUUGAUGAAAUUGACCAGGCUUUGGAUGCUCAGCACAGGAAGGCCGUGUCAGAUAUGAUCAUGGAACUUGCAUCUCACGCACAGUUUAUCACAACAACCUUCAGACCUGAACUGCUGGAAUCUGCUGAUAAGUUUUAUGGAGUAAAAUUUAGGAACAAGGUCAGUCAUAUCGAUGUGAUCACAGCUGAACAGGCCAAGGACUUUGUGGAGGAUGACACGACCCACGGCUGAUCGCUGCCACCUCCCCCGGAGGACGUUGUACAAAGUGUUACCUGUUGUUAUAUUUGCAACAGGUUCUGUAUAUUUAAAAACUGUAAAAUUUUGCGCUCGUCUACUCUUGUUUUAGGAGCUGUUUUAAUAUGUUGUAGCGCAGGUUUUUUUUCCUUUUUUUGUACCAUGAAUUUGCGCUAUUUUGUCUAUAUGACGCUGUUUUAUGUAACUGUUGCCUUCUACUGCCCUGUGAGCGAUUUGCCGUGUUUUUAUGCUUUACGAUUUACAUUUCAUGCCUCGUUUUUACUGUUACUGCUUUGUGUGAAUCUUCUUUUAAAGUAGCGUCAAUAAAGUGUUGAUUUUACGGCUUUGGUAAAUAAAGAGGUUGUACGAG
Molecule: messenger RNA, 4318 nt
Organism: Hyla sarda
Lineage: Eukaryota; Metazoa; Chordata; Amphibia; Anura; Hylidae
Gene: SMC3
Product: structural maintenance of chromosomes 3
Exons: 29
Coding region: 292-3945 (1217 amino acids)
Biological process (GO): mitotic sister chromatid cohesion
Cellular component (GO): chromosome
Molecular function (GO): ATP binding; cohesin loader activity; double-stranded DNA binding
Source: RefSeq, a predicted model, not a curated record